Messenger RNA from Prorocentrum cordatum, 4589 nucleotides. Lineage: Eukaryota; Dinophyceae; Prorocentrales; Prorocentraceae. The record is from the annotation of a GenBank genome assembly.
GGACGAGACCGCAAUGAAGCUCAAGACGGAGGAGUUUCGCGCAGAGUGCGAGAAGAAGAUGCGCGAGAAGGAAGCAGAAGUGGCCCGCAAGACGGAGGAGUUCAAGGCGGUUUGCGAGGGCCUCGCGAAGGAGAAGAUGGAAAUGAACAAGCAGCUGGCGCAGGUCCGCUCCGAGAGCGAGCGAGAAGCUGCCGCGAAGCAGGACAUGGAAAGAAGAAUGGCUGCGCACGCCGUGGCAUGCGAGGAAAAGAUGAAAGAGAAGGAAGAGGAGAUGAGGCGGAAGACUGAGAGGAACCGUGCGGAGUGCGAGCAGCUCGAGAAGGAAAAGCAGGACAUGCAAAAGCAAAUGCAAGUCUUCAGGAACGACUGCGAAAGCAGAAUGGCGGAGGAGAAGGUAGAGAUGUCAAAGAGGACGGAUGCUUUCUUCUCCGAGUGCGAGAAGACCAUGGAGGCGAACGAGAAGGAAAUGGUCAGGCAGACAGAAGAGUUCAACGCCGAGCGUAAGAAAAUGGAUGCUGAAAGAGCAGAGCUGAGGAAGAGCAUGAACACUUUCCGUGCCGACAGCGAGCGCAAGAUGGCGGAGGAGGAGGCCGCGAUGAGGCGCAAGAUGCAGGAGCUGCGCGCGGAGUGCCAGCGCAAGGUCGCCGAGGAGAAGGGCGCCGCGGAGCGGGUCUUGCGAGAGGCGCGGCAGCACACCGAGGAGCAGCUGCAGAAGGAGCGGGCCGUCACUGACAGCAUCAUGACCGUCUUGAGGGAGCUCCCUCCGCUGCAAGCGGCGAUGGAGCUGGGGGACCUCUGCCUCCUGGAAGCCGAGCUCAGGAAGUGGAGGGAGCGGGACUACUCGCACUUCGGCGAGUGCAAGGGCGUGGUCGAGGCCAUCGUGAAGCUGGCCCAGGAGCGGCUGGUCACGUGGCGAGGAGUGGAGCACACCUGGAAGGACGUGCUGAGGGAAGUCGAGCGUUUGCCCGGAACUCAGCAGGCCCUCACCCAGCACAGCCAGCGCAUCUUCCGGGCGCUCAAGGAGUCGCAGCUCACAAAGAUGGACAUCCGCAGGAGCGACCCGAACGCCCUGGAGCGCCUUUGCGAAGUCAUUCUGGCCUGGCAGGCCAAGGCGAUGUCUCACUGCAACGCUGUUCAGAAGCUGAUCGUGCAGAAGGUGGUGAACUGCCCUCGGCUGGGCGCCUUCGACUUCGCGGACCUGGACAUCUGCCUGCGCCUGGUCGACCGCUGCGAGAGCUCGAACACCGUGUUCCUCUCGCGUGCGCAGGCGAUCAUCGAGGAGCCGUCCACGGAACCGAAGGACAUGCGCGCGCUGCUGUCGCACGUGGAGACGAUGCUGUUCUUCCUCAAGUACGCCGCCAGCGAGGACCUCGGCCUGACGCACCUGGAGUUCCGGAGGCAGGCCAGGAAGCUCGAGCCCGCCGUCGCUGGGUACCUCGCCUGGGCCGAGCGCGAGUACCCGCCGGGGCAGGAGCUGGUGCGCCUGCCGGCGGGGCGCGGCCUCGUGGAGACGAAAGACGUGGAGACCGUCCUGGAGGAGCUGCGGAGGCCGGCGCCGGGCAUGCUCAGGGCCGAGGGCCUCGGGCCUUUCAGGGAGAUCUUCUACCAGUGGGCCCAGGCCAUGCACGCCAAGUUCGACCUCCUGGUCCUGCCGCACCACACGCAGGUGAUCACCCUCCUCGCGUUCAAGUGCUUCCUGGAGGCCGAGCAGACCAAGCACACCCCGCACUCGCUGAUCGCCCAGGUGGGCACCGGCGAGGGCAAGUCCAUGAUCGUGGCCGCCCUGGCCAUCUACGUCGCCGUGGUGCUCGGCAAGAAAGCGCACGUCGUGGUCGACGAUGAGACCCUGCUCGAGCGCGACUUCUCGAAUUUCAAGCGGCUGUUUGACAAUUUCGAGGUGCCCGCCAGAGCGGGGCGACCGAAGCGGCCGUUGUAUUCCGUUCUGUGCGCAUCCGCGGACAAGGUGUCGGCCAACAGCACCGACAAGAGCCUCGUCCUGCGCGUGGACCCGGAGGCAGAUAUCUGCUACUGCGAGGCGAAGCACGUGCAGUCGUUCUAUGCCAGCAUCGCGCGGGGCGUUGACGCGAACUUCGACGAAUACAAAAAUCGCGUGCUCAUCCUGGACGAAGUCGAUGCCUUGGUGAUCGACGAGGAGCCCAAUGAGGCGUUCGUGUACCCCAAUGCGGAGUUGAGCGAUAUGGCAACAUCCAUCGCGGGAUCUUUGGCACGGGACGCCACUGUCCAGGAGCUUCGCGCUCUCCACUCGGGCUCCCAUCCUGCCGGAGCUCGGGUCUGCAGCGAGAUGGUGAAGGAGUGGAGCCAUGCUGCCCAGAUGACGCCUGGUGAAGACUUCGUGUUCGUGAAGGAGGCAGGCAAGUACUGCGCGCUCCAGUCGGGCCGCGCCAACCCCAAGGCAUGGUCCUUGGCGCUCGAGUGCCGCAACUUCCAGGACGGUCUCAGCCGAGACAUACUGUUCCAGGAGCGGCUCUUCGUGAUGUCGCGGCCGCGGGUGUUCCGGAAAUACAGCCGCAUACUGGGCUUGAGCGGGUCCAUCGGAAGCCAGCCCGAGCGCGACUUCCUUCGGGACACGUAUAAGGCGUCCUUCUUCGAGGUGCCGCCGUUCCUGAAGACCUGCCGCGGGUCGCCCUUCCACGAGGCCGUCCCGGCGAGUCUGGGGGAGCAGCAAAAGGCGGUCUACGUGGAGGCCGGCCAGGAGAACCAGAUCACGCGCCUCAUCGAGGUUGCCCUGGAAGCGCGAGAGCGCGUGCCCGUCCUGGUGGUGGCGAAGGACCGCGUCACUGCCGAGCACGUGGUGGAGCGGCUGCGCCAGGGCGCCCGCUCGCGCGGCUUGGGCUCCGCGAGCGAGGAUGCGGUGCGGUCGCUGUCGCGGACGCUGUACGAGGCCGACCCGGAGCAGUGGAAGGAGAACCUGAACAGGGCCACGAUGCCCGUGGGCGACGCGGCGGUGGGCAGGAAGGCGUGGAGGAUCACGGUGACGGACCCCCGCGGCGGUCGCGGUACGGACUACAGGGUGGACGACUCGGACGUGGAUGCGCAGGGCGGCCUGCUGCUCAUACCGACCUUUGUGCCGACUUCGCGGCGCGACUGGACGCAGUUUCUGGGCCGCACUGCCCGCCAGGACCGGCGGGGGCAGUUCUGCUGCGUCCUGAACGAUGCCGACUACAGGGCUCUCAGCGAGAAGUACAACGCAGCCCUGCCUCACGGCGGCUCCACAGAAGCGGUGAGUGCCGUCCUCAAUUGGGGCGACCAGGAGGCUGCGGGCCGCAUCAGAGGCUCCGCCGCGCUCUACAACACGGGAGUGCGCGUCAACGAGCUCUGCGAGGAGGUGUUCUCAAAGAGCCCACAUGUCCUGUCGGACCCCCACGCCAGGGAGCGCCUGGUGGACAUCUGCCAGCGCCACCGGUGGAUGAGCGUCGAGGAGGUGACAGAGGCUUUCGCUCGCCUGCCUGGGCUGAACGUGGCGUCCCUUCCGACGGAAGCCCACGACAUGGGGCGCCCGCAGGAGCCCCCCACGCCGCGGAUGCGGGCGCCCGCGCAAGGAGCUUACCAUCUGCAGGCGCUGGUCGGCGCUGGGGUCGCCUCGGUGUUGCCGGCCGCGCCGAAGGUCGUGGUCUUCUGCCUGGACUGGAGCGCCUCCAUGAUGUCGCGGGACACGAGAACGCCCCUGUCGCGCUUCGAGAUGUGCCAGCAGAGCGUGCAGAGGAUCCUGGACGACCAGGUGCGUGACUGCGACUUCGUGAGCGUCGUCGGCUUCGGGCCGACCGUGGAGACGGUGAUCCCCCCCACGCCCAAGGGAGCGGGCGCUCAGGCCAUCCACGGCCGCAUCGCCAGCCUCCGGCCCUCUGGCGCGGGGGGCACGUGCUUCUACGACUCGGUGGUCACCUCCCUGCAGCUGCUCGGCCAGCCCGGCCUGGCUCCCGCGGAGGGCAUGCGCUGGCUCGUCUGCCUGACGGAUGGUGACGACCUGGGGAGCCAGCGAGGCAACCAGAGCGGGGAGAUGGUGAACCAUAUCCUGAACACGCAGCCCCCCGCCAACCUGAACAUGGUGAUGAUAACGGUCGGCCCCCUGAGGGAGCAAAACCUGCGGAUAAUGGACUCGUGGGUGGACCGAGUCUCUAAGGGGGGUGGACAGGGCAUGCGCAUUUCCGAGAAGGAUGCCGUCAACAUUACCAAGGCGUUCGAUGUGGUGGCGGAGUGCUUGGCCGCGGAUGUAGGCGGAGCAGUGGAAUGCUAAUGUCGAGUCUUUGUUUCUUUCUUUUGUUCUCGAGUCUUGAGCAGAGGGGGUGCAGCGGAACAGGAGGCGGGGACCUCGGCUGCGGUCGAGAGGGAGCUUGGGUCCUGAACUGGGCCCGCCCGCUGUACAAUUGAGGAAGCUCUUCCAGGUUGGGCGACGAGCAGGCCAGACUCCGCGAGACCCUCGCCGUCACCGCCCGGGGGGUCUGUCUCGAUCGCCCCUGGGCGCAACGCCCCCACGCGUGUCGCUUCUGGCUCGCUUGCGUGGUGGACUUUCCUCCUUCAGCAUGUGCAUGUAGAUGUGAAUCGAGCAGCGUGUCUGAGGUCGAGAGAAA